Molecule: messenger RNA, 7557 nt
Organism: Aspergillus niger
Lineage: Eukaryota; Fungi; Ascomycota; Eurotiomycetes; Eurotiales; Aspergillaceae
Exons: 10
Coding region: 1-7557 (2518 amino acids)
Biological process (GO): fatty acid biosynthetic process; secondary metabolite biosynthetic process
Molecular function (GO): 3-oxoacyl-[acyl-carrier-protein] synthase activity; fatty acid synthase activity; oxidoreductase activity
Source: RefSeq, a predicted model, not a curated record
AUGUCGUCCGCUCCGAUCCCCCAAUCCGAGCCUCUGGCCAUUAUAGGCCUUGCAUGCAAGUACGCCAAUGGGAUUGACUCCCCAGAGGCACUUUACGAGCAGGUCAUGGCUGCCAGGUGCAUGCAUGGCGCAAUGCCGUCCAACCGUAUGGACGCCUCCUUCUACUAUCAUCCUACGUCUGAGGCAACCGGCACCAGUUACUCGAAGGGUGGCUAUUUCCUGAACUGUGAUCUGAAUGCAUUUGAUUCCCCCUUUUUUCAGCUGUCGGAGAUCGACGUCAUGGCUAUGGAUCCGCAGCAAAAGAUGCUUUUGGAGAACGUGUAUCACGCCCUCGAGAAUGCUGGUAUUCCGUUGAAGAAUGCGAUAUCAUCACCCACAUCUGUCUUCGUCGGAUGUUCCAACAAUGACCACCUCGCGCUAGCCAACUCUGACCUUCUACUGUCCCUUAAGGGCAAAGGCACCGGAACAAGCCCGUCCAUCCUGGCAAACCGCGUCAGCUGGUUCUAUGACUUCCAAGGGACCAGCCAAACAAUCGAUACAGCCUGCUCAAGUAGUUUGGUUGCCUUUCAUCAGGGCUGUAUGGACGUUCGUGCCGGGAAGUCCGCCAUGUCAAUCAUUAGCGGUAUUAAUCUCAUCGAGCACCCCGGGCCGACGUUGUACCUUUCCAGUCUUGGGGUCCUCUCUCCAGAUGGCAAAAGUAUGAGUUUCGAUGCCCGCGCCAACGGCUACGGGCGAGGCGAAGGCGUCGGAACCGUCAUCGUUAAACCCCUUCAAGCCGCCCUUCGCGAUGGCAAUCGCAUCCGGGCUAUUGUUCGCAGUACGGGCUCAAACCAAGACGGUCGGACUCCCGGAAUUACCGUGCCUAACCCCUCGGCCCAAGAACGGCUCAUCCACGAUGUCUAUCGAGUGGCGGACCUGGAUCCGAGACGCACUGGGUACGUGGAAGCUCACGGUACGGGUACGCAGGUGGGCGAUCCCCUGGAAGUGCAGGCUAUUUUAGCUGCAUUAGGUGUUGCCCGCGAUUCGCCCCUCUAUGUUGGAUCGGUAAAAUCCGUGCUGGGACACUUGGAAGGUGGCGCAGGACUGGCGGGGCUGAUCUCAGCCACACUGGCUGUAGAGUCGAAGAUGAUACCCCCAGUGGCAGGCUUGCAGAGCUUGAACCCCAAGAUUCCUCAACGCGAUGACCUGAAAUUUGCAAGAGAGGCAACCCCUUGGCCGCGAUGGGAUGUCAGGCGAGCUUCCAUCAACUCGUUCGGAUUUGGCGGCACAAAUGCACAUGCUGUGGUGGAGGACGUGGAGGGGUUCUUCGCGGAUCUUUUUGGUCAGUAUAUCCCUGGAGCAUUGCCCGCGCCUGAAGUCGAUACUAGCUUGGAAACCACCCCAAUGCUGUCAAAGCCUCUUAUGUCUGGCAAUGCUUCCAAUCAGUCCGUCCAGUCCUGGUCAACAAGCCGGCUUUUCGUGAUAUCGGCUUUUGAUGAAGCGGGAAUCCAGCGGAAUACAUCUGCAUUGGCAGAGUAUCUAGAUUCCAAGAGCACUACAGCGGAUACAGAUGGAGAGGAUCGGUUGCUCAACAAUCUGUGCCACACGUUGAAUGAGAAGCGCACCCGGUUCGACUGGCGCAGCUACCAUGUGGCAGACAGCAUCGCCAGUCUCCGCGAGUCCUUGCAGCAUUCGCGGGCUAUCCGCCAGUCAUCUGCUCCCAAGCCCAUCCGGUUUGUCUUCACCGGACAGGGAGCUAAUUGGGCAGGCAUGGCGUGUGACAUGCUGAAAUAUCCGCUUUUCCGGCGGAGAAUACAGGAGGCCGCAGCGUACUUGAGGGAGCUGGGCAGUGGCUGGGAUUUAUUUGAACGGAUGACCUCUAAAGCAGGGGAGUUGGAUGAGCCCACCUUCGCGCAGUCCUCCUGUGUUGCCGUGCAAGUCGCUCUGGUGGACCUUCUUGCCAGCUGGAAAGUCGUGCCUGAAACGGUGGUGGGACAUUCUUCGGGCGAAAUAGCUGCGGCAUAUUGCGCAGGACAUAUCUCUCGGCAGGCAGCAUGGAAAGUAGCCUUCUGUCGAGGCAAAGUGUGUGCUCGACGAACAGACGGGCAGGGUCGCAUGCUCGCAGCUGCCAUGCCAGUCCAUCAACUGGAGCGAGUGGUGGCCCGCGUCAACAAGGGUCAACCGACAUCUGUCAAGAUUGGUUGUUACAAUAGCCCGAGAAAUCUGACCCUGACAGGUCGAUAUGAUGAUAUCCUCCGGCUCAAGCUGGAGCUUGAUGAUGUUGGCGCCCUGAAUCGCAUGCUUCCCGUCAAAGUCGCCUAUCAUUCAGAUUACAUGCAAGACGCUGCACCGGAGUACUUGAGCUUACUGGGUGAAAUCUUGGAUGGGGGUGAUACCAUUCAUAAGGAUGCCUCCAUCCAGAUGAUCUCGUCGGUGACGGGACAGCCAGUGCCCGCUGGAGACGUUCAGCAGGCUUCGUACUGGGUAAAAAACCUCGUCUCCCCAGUUCGGUUUUGCACUGCCCUUCUGGCAUCCAUGGAGUUUCCUGGAACGACAGGCAAACGAGAGGAUACACUCAUCGAAAUUGGCCCACACUCAACGCUGCGGAGUGCAAUCAAGGAAUCAUUCGCCGAAGUGCCCGAAUACCAGUCCGUUCAGUACGGCAGUCUGCUAAAACGUUACGAGACGAACGGAUCUACAAUCUUGCACACGCUUGGAAUGAUGUUCUGCUCCGGUCAUGAGAUCAGUUUGGCCGCCAUCAACGACCGUCGCGUUGGAACGCGGAAGAUUCCCAUGUUACUGACGGGCCUGCCUGGCUAUGCGUUUGAUCACUCCAGAUCAGUGCGUGGGACUUCGCGUCGGAUUGAGCAGGUCAAGUUUCCGACAUACAACCGACAUGAGUUGCUUGGAGUACCGGUCGAAGACAGCAACCCCUAUGAGCAACGAUGGCGGAAUGUCCUCAGGCCAGAUGAUCUGCCUUGGCUACGCAUGAACCGAAUGAAAGGGCAAAUCCAUUUCCCGGGGGUGGCAUAUAUAUUGAUGGCUACCGAGGCUCUGCAACAACGUGUCGCACGGACGAUGACCAUCCCCAGGGUAAGGAUAGCGAAUAUGUCGAUCCUGGCUCCUUUACAGGUGCCGGAUAGCCCUUCUGGCGUGGAGAUACAGGUCUCUAUCUACCCAACGAAUGUGCGCGCCAACGGGGCGACCGAUUGGGCAACGUUCCGGAUCAUCUCCUAUGACACUGCGGAGAAGACCUGGGUUGAGCAUUGUGUUGGCUCGGUUCGAGCUGAAACCGGACCACCUGAUCUAUGUGUGAACACUGCGCUGCGAAAGCAGUGCGCCGAGCCAGUGGACAUCGCACAGAUGUAUCACGGUUUUACAGCGGCUGGCAUGGACUUUGGGGAAAACCUGAGGAAUAUCCAGGCCAUGAAGGUGUCGCCCGACCGCACAGCCUGCACAGCGACCAUCACAGCCCCUAGCAUAGCUCCCCAGGCCCACGAUCAGUACCCCUUACAUCCUUGCUCCUUUGAAAGCAUUCUACACGCCCUACUUUAUCUAUGCGAGGCUUCACAGAGUCCCAUGGUGACCAACUACAUCGAAGAGGUGGUGAUCGUUAACCCCAAUGACACGGGAGCCCGUGAAUUCGAGUCAUUUGCAAGAAGGCAGCGUACGUCAGCAACGACGUGGACGUGCGAUGUGAGUAUCACCACAAACGUCGGGGACCAAGACAUUCAGAUCAAAGGCCUCGAUCUGGUGCAGCUACCUGCGAACAACGAUGAUGCGGUGGAUGCGGAGUCGUUCUACACCGUCAACUGGAGACCAGAUGUCAAGCUCCUCGCCUCUGCAGACGCGCUGCACAACUCUGCCCCGGUAGACGCGGCACAGCACUUGCCCACGUUUGAUGAGCACGAGGGAUACCAGCUAGCCUCGGCGAUAUUCCUACAGGAGGCAAAAGAGUAUGUAACCCGAACGGGGCUGCCACCACUCCCAACUCAUCACCAGGCUUUCAUGGACUGGAUGGAAGAGGAAUACCAAUCCAUCAACAAUGGCACGACUCCCUUACUUGACAAGUCCCUGCUGGAUGGCAUCCGGGCCGAUCCAGAUCGCCGAAAAUCUCUGCUCGAUCGAGUAGCGCGGCAGAGUGCCCGAGGAGAGCUGCUGGUGCGCGUGGGCACCCGCAUGAUAGAUAUCUUGGAGCAGAAGAUUGACUGUCUGGAAGUCAUGUUCGGCCCAGACAAUCUCAUGGAGCGGACGUAUGAAGAGGGCCUUCCAGGACAAAUUGCUCCCGCGGUGGCCGGGUACCUGCAUUGUCUGGCCCACGCCCAGACCGGCAUCAAAAUCCUGGAAGUCGGUGCUGGCACAGGCAGUGCAACCAAGGUCAUGCUCGACAGUUUGAGGCCGACCGAGGCACAAGAUGGCGGGGGGUUGGUGUCCUCUGUCUCGUCCUACGACUUCACCGACAUCUCCGCCGCAUUCUUCGAGAAAGCCCGCGCGCGAUUCCACGACUGGGCAGAUAUCCUGCGUCCCAAACUGUUGAACAUCGAGCAGGAUCCCGCCGCACAGGGCUUCGAACUGGGCUCAUACGAUCUCGUAAUUGCUACGCAUGUCCUUCAUGCCACUGCCGACCUGAAUGUCAGCUUAAAGAACAUCCGAGCAUUACUGAAAGAAGGCGGUGACCUUAUCGUGAUAGAAAACAUCCAACCCAAGUUCAUGUGCUCCCAACUGCCUUUCGGCCUCUUACCCGGCUGGUGGCGCAGCGUGGAGCCUUACCGGAAGACCAAUCCCCUCAUCCUUAAGGAGCACUGGACCGAGGAGCUACAGAAUGCUGGUCUGCGGCCCAGACUAAUUAUCAAUGAUACCGACGAUGGGAUCAACGAAAUGUCAGCUUUUGUGGCUUCGCCCAUGCCGAAGGUUCUAGAUGGAUCCCAACCGUGCAGUAUCAUCUACUCAUCUACCUAUCCGGGACAACAACAGCUCGCAUUGGAAGUCGCUGACCGGCUGCCGCGAUCCUGUACUGCUGCCGUGGUCGACCUUGCAGAUAUCUCCCUCGACCAUUCAGACACAGUUGGUAUCGUACUGGUUGGGUGCCAGGGCCUUGAUCUAUCGGAGCUGACCUCCAGCGAGUACGACAGGGUUAAGUUUAUCCUCACGUCGUUCCAGAAGCUACUGUGGGUCACGUGUGAUCCAACUGACGUCCCCAAAUCUGCGCUGGCAACUGGGCUCGUUCGAAGUACGCGAUGGGAGCGGGAGCAUGAUAAUGUUAAUAUCAUAUUGCUGUCAGUAUCGCUAUCGCGGCCUACUCCACUGACCAUCUCCUCCGAGAUUGUUCGUCUUUGCGAAAACGCGUUCAUCUCCUGCAAGCGAGUGCCGCCGAACUCGGAAUAUCGCAUCGAGGGGAGCAACGGUGUCCUGCUCACCAACCGCCUGUUCCCAGCGGCGGGAAUUAAUGAGUGUAUCGGUUUGGGCUCGCGACCCCGGUCUCGACAGGUACCUCUCGGUACGGUCGACCACCCCAUCAAGCUGACUUCUAUCGGAUCUCAGCAACCAAACGGAUUUCACUUCAUCGAAGACCCGCAGGCGCACGAACCUCUGGACCCUGACGAGGUAAAAAUUCGGAUCCAUGCCGCCGGGCUGGAUGAGGAGGACGCAGACCAACUGAGCCGACUCAUUCCCGGUCAUGGUUUCGGUGAUCAGGGAUCAGGGACCGUUGUGGAGAUCGGCCAUGGGGUGCAGGGAAUCCAGGUCGGUGAUCAAGUGAUGGCUUUGCGUACGGGACCAAGUUGUGCCCUACAAACCUUCUUCCGCACCCAUUCAGCCACUGUGGCCAAGAUCCCCGAUGGGAUUCGACUGUCGGAUGCAGCGGCACUACCCCUGCCAUGGGUGACGGCGUACCAUAGCCUGGUGACCGUGGCUCGUUUGGACUCGCAAGAGAAGGUCCUGAUCCAUCCCGCGAUCGGUGCCACUGGUCAGGCUGCCGUGCAAGUCGCCAGUAUGCUCGGAGCCACAGUCUACGCGACAGUGGAGACUGAUGCACAGCGGCAGACACUAGCGGAGUACGGGGUAGAGGAGAGCCACAUCCUUGACAGUGCUUCUGUUGAGAAGCAGUUCGGCACGCAGACGAGCACACAGGGUGUAGAUGUGUUGCUCAACCUCCGCCGCGAUGGCCUAGAAUUUCUACACCUGUCAUGCCUCUCGCCGUUUGGCCGUCUAGUGGAUAUUUCAGGUUCACGGGCCUUCCCCUCGCAAGUCAACUCGCCGAGCAACCAGUCCUACUAUAGAGUGAACAUGCGGGAACUGUCACAGUUGAAACCAGAAUCCAUUCGACAAACUCUACGCACUGUCGCCCAACUCCUCGCCAGUCCCACCAUUCGGCCUGUCGCCCCUUUCCGAGUCGGAUACUCGCAACUCCAAAGGGUCCUGUCCGAGAUUCGACGAGGGAGCCGUGGCCCCUGGGUCAUCCAGCCACUCCCCAAUGACCCCAUUCCACCACUGGGCAGUCACCAAUUCGACCCCAGUGCGUCAUACCUUCUCAUUGGAGGGUUUGGGGGCCUCGGACGGAGUGUAGCUCGGUGGAUGCAUCACCGGGGCGCAAAGCACUUCAUCUUCUUCUCGCGGUCUGGAGCCAGCAGUGCGGCGGCUCGGGAGUUGUGUGCCGAUCUGCGGGCCGCGGGAUGCGCAGUGUCCGACAUGAUUUGUGAUACUACCGAUGCACAGGCCGUUGCGAAAGCUAUGGCGCAGUGUGAGGCGUCCAUGCCUCCCAUUCGGGGCUGUCUCCAGGCAUCCAUGGUUCUUGAGGAUUCGAUGCUUUCCAAUAUGGACCACACUCGCUUCCUGGGGGCUAUCACACCCAAGGUGCAGGGCACCAUCAACGUGGCCUCUGCCCUGGCCCCCAUCAAGUCCAAUCUGGAUUUCUUUGUCAUGCUGUCCUCCUCGGCGGGGAUCGUUGGCAACCGCGGCCAGGCCAACUAUGCGGCCGCCAACACCUUUCUGGAUGCCUUUGCGGGUCAACUAGUGACCCAGGGCUACCCGGCCACCUCUGUCAGUCUGGGCAGCGUGCUGAGUGUGGGUUGGGUGGCGGAGAAUCAGCAUAAACUCCGCAUCGCGUUCGCCUUCGGGGCCCUUUCAGAAGACCUUCUACUCUCUAUCUUGGAAUAUCAUAUGGACCCUGCCUGGGGGGCGGCGCAGAGCAUCCAGACCUGCCACACAGUGGUCGGAGUACGAUCUGCGCGGGAUUUUCAACGCCAGUCCAUCCCUCUGCCCGGAUUCAUGGCCCAUCCGUUAUUCUCCCCGCUUCUGGCCAUUGCAGGCAGGUCCCAAACGGCCGAACAAGCGGCCGAGGCUCCGGUUUCGCAAGGGUUACGCGAGGCAUCAUCCAUGGAGGCGGCGGUAGAGGUCGUGACGCGAGCCAUCGUCCACAAACUGGCGCGCAUUAUGGCUCUGUCGGUGCAGGAGAUUGAUCCCCAGCGGAUCGGGGGAGCUGUUGGGGGAGAUGGCCAUGACCCAGUUGGCCCAGCAGGCGGCAGAUGCGUCGCAAUUCUUGCCGGCGGAGCUCCGGGGAAAACUAAGAAAAAAUACUGA